AGCUUUGCGUUUCUCAGCGGCGUGCAGCGCCUGUAACAGCUUCCUGCGUGUUUUCCAGCGUGAACAUGAACGUGGCUGAAGCUAAAUCAGAGCUGAAGCGGCUGCUGAGCAGACUGAGGCCGGCUGAACUCACGCAGCUGCUGGGCUGGAUGAAGAACUCGGAUGAGCUGGAGGACGAGCUGCUGGGAGAUAACGGGAGGGUGCUGCUGCAGAGUAUUGCAGAGGACCUGAGGGCAAAUGUGCCCCCUGAUGCUAUGCUGCCCUCUGAGACCGCUGCCUACAGUAAGAUGCAGCGGCGGUCACGGCCGACGGUUCACGUGGAUAGCUUCCUGUACGACGACGAGCAGGUGGACUCCCUGUGUGAACGGGGACUCAUGAGCCGCAACUACUGCCUCAGCUGUGGAUCCCACAGGACUGCACCUCUGGACUUCAUCUCUCACUCGUUCUCCGUGACUGAGCUUCAGUUCCUGUUCCAGCACGUUCUUCCAGAUCUGAGUGGCCGGACACUGGUGGAUGUAGGAUCCAGACUGGGUGCUGUGCUGUAUGGGGGGUACGUGUACAGCUCAGCGUCCCGGUUGCUCGGCCUGGAGAUCAGCGAGGGUUUCGUCAGGCUGCAGGACUCCAUGCUGCACAAAUACAAGCUGACUGACAGAGUUCAGGUCCUCCAGGCUGACGUCUGCACGCAGGAUAUUCUGCUGCAAAACGCAGAUGUUGUUGUCAUGAAUAACGUCUUUGAGUACUUCAUGGAGCCCGAGCAACAGGUCAGGGCAUGGAAGUUCAUCAUGCAGAAUUUCCGGAAGAAGGGAUCUCUGCUGGUCACUGUUCCCAGUCUGCACGAGAGUCUGAAUCCCCUGCAGGUGUUGCAGCCUGACUGGGUGGAGGAGCUUCCUAUCAACUAUGACGUCUACCUGGGCAGAGACACAGACCCCGAUGCUCUCAGACAGAUCCACCUGUACAGGGUCAUCUGAUUUGGACUGGACCUGUUUGAUCCCUGAUCUCAGUUGAAAUCGUCUUGGCUAAUUUAUACUCUGAACUGAACUGGUCAGAAGUGAGCUUGUUAAAUCCAAACCCAGUUAAUUAAACCCAUGAUCUGUUUUAAACUGGUUAGGAGGGGUUGAAGUUAUCUGGGUUGGUUAGAGCUGGACUCUUCCUUCCCUGGUCUACAUAUCAAAGAAACUCAGGCUUUGUCUCGUUAAUUGAGUUGCACUUGCAAAAUACUAUGUUAAUAUUAUAUGUCAGUUAAUUCAGGGUUGACUAAAUGUGUGUCCUUUACUAUAAAGGCUUGGCAACAAGUAACCAAUCACAAACAUGGACAGAUGAGCGUGGCAACAUGAUGAAAGUGUCAAAGUGAGACUUUCUCUAGUAAAUCCACAUAUUGAGUCACAAUGAGACUACCUGACUAUCCCAGCAGAAAACUCAAUAAAUACAACUUUCCACAAA
Messenger RNA from Oreochromis aureus, 1440 nucleotides. RefSeq lists its product as uncharacterized. Gene Ontology annotation, molecular function: S-adenosylmethionine-dependent methyltransferase activity. The record is from RefSeq and is a predicted model, not a curated record. Bases 66 to 968 code for a protein of 300 amino acids. Lineage: Eukaryota; Metazoa; Chordata; Actinopteri; Cichliformes; Cichlidae. The transcript is spliced from 8 exons.